AUGAUAAGCGUUUUAGUGAUAACGCAGCUUGCACUGGGAGAAAGUCAGCAACUUUUACAAGAGCCAAUCGCGGCGAAGGAACAACUGGAGUAUUUUCUCACGUACAUCUGUAAAUUUUUCCUCGCCAUGACAUUGCCUUUUGAUACCUCGAUGGAAUUACGAAAUGAUCAAACGGAGUACUGCAAGAAGAAUUAUUUCGGAUCGAAAGACCCACAAUUACCACCGCCUUCGAAAAUAGAGGAUUGGUGUCAAUCAAAAGGUGAAGUCAAUUUUAUGAUAAACCCGUUAGACAAGUGGCAAUUAGUUAUAUUAGUACCGGAUGAUGAAUAUUUAUUGAUAAACCACAAAUUUUUAAAUGCAAGCGAAACCAUUGGUAAAUUAGAAACUACGUCAGAAAAUAAAUCUACAAUUUGGACAACCGUACUAAACGAUGAUGGAACGUCGUCUCUAUGGCUUCGAGGCCCGGAAGUACCACCCUGGAGCGCGCAAGUGGAAAAAGUGAUGUGCAAAGAUGAUGUUAUUACAGUAAAAAUUGAGGAGCCAACGUUUCACUACAUACCUGGCAGUCGUUCAGUAGAUGUUACUUUUAAAUGGAGUUUUUCUAAGGUGCCCACACUUGUUUCUACGAUAGAAGUGACAAACGACUGCUAUAUAGACAACUUCAUAAAUGGAAAUUACACCAAGAAGACAAUUGGGACAACCCUUCAUACAACAACAAUUACCAACAUGGUAAUGGAUACAGAAUGCACAUUCACUAUAAAAAUUAAUGACAAUAAAUUCGUUCAUAGCUACAAUACACCAUCGUGUUAUGAUUUUACAGCUGAAGGUUGUCGUCCAGAUCCUGAACAACCAAAAGGCUUAAAGUUGGAAGCCAUAGAAGCAAAUGACGGUCUAGGCUGGGACGUAGAAGUGAGUUGCCGCGACGACGCCCUAACGUCCGCAUCGACGCCCGAACGGCCGCAUCGACGCCCGAACAGCCGCAUCGACGCUCGAACGGCCGCAUCGUCGCCCGAUCGGCCGUAUCGACACUCUAACGGCCGUAUCGAAACACGAACGGCCGUAUCGACGCCCAAAUGGCCUCAUCGACACCCGAACGGCCGCAUCAACGCUCGAACGACCGCUUCGACGCCCGAGCGACCGUAUCGAUCAUGUUCGAACGGCCGCAUCGACGGCGAAUCGUUUCAAUGCGACAAUUUGUAUAUGAAGGAUCCGCUGCAAAAGAUACCAAAAGGCGGCAUUUUGGAUUGCGGAGCGGAACCAGGUCUGGAAGACGGGUGGGAGAUUCGUACUGAACGAUUACUGCUCCACGAAGUCAUCGGGGAGGGGGCCUUUGGUGUCGUCAGGAGAGGCACUUUGGCCCCGGUGGGGAAGGAGGUUGCUGUCAAGAUGUUAAAGGAUUUCCCAACACCAGAAGAAAUUCGUUCAUUUCGCGCCGAGAUGGAGCUGAUGAAAAGUGUGGGUGCCCACCCGCAUAUCGUGAGCCUAGUAGGCUGCUGCAGCGUUCGGCGGAACCCGCUUAUCGUUGCAGAGUAUUGUAGUAGGGGGGAUUUACUUAGUUAUUUAAGAUGCUGUUGGGAUGUAAUGGUGUCCAAACGCAGCGCAAAAUACUACAAUAACAAUCUAGAAACUUCAGAUUACAGGAACGACUUGUUCAAAAAGCCACAGAAAGAAAAUUCAAAGCUGGUUGUAAACAAACUAUAUGAUUUACAAGAUAUAUGUAAUGCAGAACUGACGUCCUUGGAUCUACUAUCGUUUUGUAGGCAAAUUGCUAUGGGCAUGGAGUUCUUGGCAUCCAAUAGAGUCGUCCAUAGAGAUUUGGCAGCUAGAAAUGUGCUAGUAACAGGUGAUAGGAUGCUGAAGAUAGCUGAUUUUGGGCUGUCGAGAGACGUGUAUCAGGAGAAUCAAUACAAACAAAAGGGGAACGGAAAGAUGCCUGUCAAGUGGAUGGCGUUAGAGUCUUUAACGCAUAAGAUUUAUACUACUCAAAGUGAUGUGUGGUCCUUCGGCGUAGUAAUAUGGGAGGUGGUGACAGUGGGUGGGGCCCCGUACCCUGAAGUGUCAGCUGCCCGCCUGCCGCGAUUGCUGCGAGCCGGAUACCGCAUGCCGAGACCUAACAAUUGCAGUAAACAACUAUACGACAUAAUGAUGUCGUGCUGGCGCUCGCGCCCUCGCGACCGGCCUACGUUCUCCGAGCUUCAUCGGAAACUCGAUGAGUUGUUGAACAGCGCCUGCGCCGACGAAUACCUCUCGCUCGAGUUGGACGGAGACGAAACGCCGCCGACGCCGAAGGCUCAGAGAUAUUUGAAGGUGAUGUUAAGCAAAGGAAACCGCGUCUGGGCGCGCGGCGAGAGCUACGAGCGGCCCCUUAAAGCACCACAAAGCAAUCACUACACGUCCCCGCCUGCUGUUGCGCCCUUAGCUAGACCACAGCCUGUAUGACGGCCAGCUGCUGUCUUCUAGUUCCAUUGUCCUAUCUUCAAGGUGCUGUACCAUUUCUUACUGUCUUUGCAUUUGUAUCCCAAAAUGAACAGUAAGAAAUGUGAAAUCAUGAUGAUACUUAUCCUUACCUAAGAAACGCUGACAAAUUCCUACAAACCCUCGUCUAAAUAUAGAAUAGACUGUAUGUUGCAAAAAGCUAUUACCAAUGGUCAAUCUGGAAAAAUAUGAGGAUUUCAAAGCGUUAGAGAGAUAUCGCUUACAGAGCUGACUAACAGUUCAGAAUUUGUAAUAAUUGCACUAAGAAUGGAAGUCGUCUAAGCACAUUAGAUUCGGUCUUUGUGGUAUCAUCUGUAAUUUACGAAGAUAUAAGAAAUAUCUAUGAACGUUCCUAUGAUCUCUAUCACGUGAUGUAGCUUGUAACGUGUCUAGAAGUUUUUUUUAAUAACAAGUAACGGGACAAACAAAUCGUGUACCUGGUGGUGGUAAGCGAUACGCCUGUUGCAUAACACUUUCAGUGCCAUUCAGAGAUUUAAAUCACAAAAAUCUGUGGGGAACGCCGUUGCACCCGUCAAUCUGACACAUAAGUUCAGCAGUCCCAUAUGCGUGUAAUUUCACCGGUACCCUUCAAAACGGAUUACCGAAAUGGGUAAGGUGGUACUCCCCUGGACGAACUUUUUCAAUAAGGAACUCCACAGUACUGUCCCCCGUACAACUUACGAGUGCAUUUUGCUAUAUGUUAUUUUGUAAAUGUGUUAUCGCUUUUCUAUUGCCUUAUUAACCAUGUAGCGAGACUUCUGAGAUGCAUACUUGUAUUUCGAUGCCUUACUUUCUGUGACUCGAAUCUUAUAAAGAGUAACUAUUCUGGAGAUGGCAAAACUUUAUAAUUAUUUAUUGUACAUUUCCUAUCCAGGGUGUUCAUUUGGAUGCA
Molecule: messenger RNA, 3367 nt
Organism: Hyposmocoma kahamanoa
Lineage: Eukaryota; Metazoa; Arthropoda; Insecta; Lepidoptera; Cosmopterigidae
Gene: torso
Product: tyrosine-protein kinase receptor torso-like
Exons: 15
Coding region: 1-2439 (812 amino acids)
Biological process (GO): multicellular organism development; protein phosphorylation; positive regulation of kinase activity
Cellular component (GO): signaling receptor complex
Molecular function (GO): transmembrane receptor protein tyrosine kinase activity; ATP binding
Source: RefSeq, a predicted model, not a curated record